Messenger RNA from Sitophilus oryzae (rice weevil), 3267 nucleotides. Its product is annotated as acetylcholinesterase-like. Lineage: Eukaryota; Metazoa; Arthropoda; Insecta; Coleoptera; Curculionidae. Gene Ontology annotation, cellular component: plasma membrane. The coding region runs from base 395 to 2383 and encodes 662 amino acids. Gene Ontology annotation, molecular function: acetylcholinesterase activity. The record is from RefSeq and is a predicted model, not a curated record. The transcript is spliced from 14 exons. Gene Ontology annotation, biological process: choline metabolic process; acetylcholine catabolic process.
GCUGCACGGCCGCGUACCCGACCUCGCGCUACGUCACAACCGUGUCUCCGUUGCACAGACCGUUCGCCACUGUCCGUCCGGCUGCUGGCCGUUGCGUCGCUGAACAGCUACUACAGACUCUGACGCCUGCAGGUGUAUAUAUAUAUAUACACGUAUACGAACGUAGUCCGGCGUAAGGCUCAGAGUGCUGUUGUACGUUUAGUGAGUGCUGUGUAACAGAACUUUUGGGACGCGACUGGAUUUCAGGUAGAAGAGAAGACAGAUUAAUCAAGUGGUGUUUCGGCUCUAUUCCUUAGAGCACUCCAGAAUUAGUAAAAUGCCUUCAAACUCCAGAACUUGUUGACAAUUAUUAAGCCCGGCCUAGUCCGGUCACAACAACCAACUAUUAGGAAUCAUGUGGUGGAGCCGCUGGCCCCUCGUGGGGCUUCUGCUCGCCAUUUUGGCCCCCGCGUCGCCAUCUCCCCGCAGAGGUAGACACAGAACCGUCCCCGAUGGCCCCAGGGCUGAGCCCCUCGUGGCUCAGCAAGUGCCCCCGCAGCGGAGGGAUCCCUUCGAUCCUCACAAGGAUUCAGAAGAAUUCCGAAGAGACGCACCUGACGAUAAAAGAGAUUUUGCAAAUAGAUUAACAGGCGAUGAGGAUCCUUUAAUCAUUAGAACGACGAAGGGCAAAGUGAGAGGCACUACUGUUACAGCAGCCACAGGGAAGAAGGUGGAUGCAUGGCUAGGUAUUCCUUAUGCCCAAAAACCAGUAGGAUCGUUAAGGUUUAGGCAUCCUCGACCGUUUGAAAAAUGGGAAGGUAUAUUGAAUACUACGAAGCAUCCGAAUUCUUGUGUUCAAAUUAUAGAUACACUUUACGGUGAUUUUCCAGGAGCUACAAUGUGGAAUCCAAAUACCCCACUGAGCGAAGACUGUCUGUAUAUAAACGUAGUGGUUCCAAGACCGAGGCCUACCAAUGCGGCAGUUAUGGUUUGGGUUUUUGGCGGUGGGUUCUAUUCGGGAACCAAUACGUUGGACGUAUACGACCACAAUAUCUUGGUGUCCGAAGAGAACAUCAUUCUUAUAUCGAUGCAGUACCGGGUCGCCUCGCUAGGCUUUAUCUAUUUUGGUACGGCCGAUGCCCCUGGCAACGCAGGACUGUUCGACCAGCUGAUGGCCUUGCAAUGGAUCAGAGACAACGUGGCAGCGUUUGGGGGGAAUCCCCAGAACGUAACACUGUUUGGAGAAAGUGCCGGAGCCGUCUCCGUGUCGUUGCAUCUGCUGAGUCCUCUAUCUAGGAAUUUGUUUUCACAGGCUAUAAUGGAAUCUGGAAGUGCAACAGCACCUUGGGCUGUCAUAUCUAGGGAGGAAAGCAUUUUACGCGGACUGAGAUUAGCAGAAGCCGUCAAAUGUCCUCACGACAAAAGUAAUUUGGCUGCCGUGGUCGACUGUUUGAAGAAGAAAGAUCCUGUAGAUUUAGUGAACAACGAAUGGGGCACAUUAGGUAUAUGCGAGUUUCCUUUUGUACCAAUCAUAGAUGGCGCUUUCUUGGAUGAAUCGCCUGGUCGUGCAAUGGCCAAUAAGAAUUUCAAAAAAACGAAUAUCCUGAUGGGCUCCAACACCGAGGAAGGGUACUACUUUAUCAUGUAUUAUUUAACGGAAUUGUUCAAGAAGGAAGAAAACGUAUACAUUAGCAGACAGGAGUAUUUAAGAGCCGUCACUGAACUGAACCCCUACGUUGGCCCUGCUGCUCGACAGGCCAUAGUCUUCGAGUACACGGAUUGGCUGAACCCAGAUGAUCCUGUGGCCAAUAGGGAUGCCUUAGAUAAAAUGGUAGGGGACUACCAAUUCACGUGUAAUGUGAACGAGUUUGCUCAUCGAUACGCAGAGACGGGAAACAAUGUUUACAUGUACUACUAUAAACAUCGAACGAUUGCUAAUCCUUGGCCAUCAUGGACAGGCGUUAUGCACGGUGAAGAAAUAGCCUACGUGUUUGGAGAGCCACUGAAUCCAGCUAAGUCCUAUACAGCACAAGAAGUGGACUUGUCCAAAAGAAUUAUGCGAUAUUGGGCUAACUUUGCUAAAACAGGUAAUCCUUCUCUGGCGCCUAAUGGUGUGUGGACGGCCACAUUUUGGCCUUUACACACUGCCUACGGUAGAGAGUACCUAACUCUAGAUGUCAAUAGUACUGCAACCGGUCGUGGACCACGGUUAAAGCAGUGCGCUUUUUGGAAGAAAUAUUUGCCACAACUGCAACAGCUUACAGUAGAACUUCAGCAGAAACCAGCUGCAGAAAAUUGUACUAGCGGUGCUAGUCAAACGUACGCAUAUCAGCACAAUAUCUUAGGAGUAACUACGUAUCUAGUACCAUUACUUUUCAGUUGGUUCAGUUGGGUGGUAGCGUAGAGAACAAUAGACAAAAGACCAAUUGGAACAUUCUAAUAGCGCAAAGAAGAGAAAUACAAAAAAGGGCAUGCGUAGAGCAGUGGAUUUUAGAAAAAUUUUCGCUUUUUGCUGUUUAGAAGAUCCUCCCGGUAUAUAACGUGCUAAAGAUUGUGAACUAAAACCAAAAAAAAAACUAGUUUGAGUCGCUUUGAUUUGGAACCUUGAUCAGUAGAUUUUAUAAUGUAUAUCGACACGAAAUGAUUGUCAAAUAAUACACACAUACCAGUUGAUUCGAAAAUUAAUGAAAUUUCGUGGUACUUAUUAUAUAAGUUUCUUCAAGCCCUGUAGAUAGACUACAAAUUAAUACUAAUAAGUGUUAGAAAGCAUCUAAAGGUAAUGAACGAUGUAGUUUUACUGCUUUUCAAGAUUUUGAAAUCCAAAAAACACUCAAACAAAAUUUUGACGAUUGUUUAAAAAAUAUUCUGGUUGCAAUUUUAUAAAUAUCUUUAUUUUUAGGCUCAAUAUAUUAUAUCGAAACCUUAUCGAAAGUAAAAGUUACAUAUCAUUAAAUUAGUUAAUAUAAGUAGGCUAGAUUCAAAAGAUAUGUUAUAUUUUAAAUAAUAAUAUAAAGAAUUAUUAAAUAAUAUCCAUAUUUUCAUAAGUUUACUACCGCCUAAGUGUAUACAGUUAUACAGCGUGUUUAAAUUUAAUCGGACAAAUUUUGACAGUUCUGGCAUAUUUCGUAUAAAAAAUAUAUUCAAGAUUCAAACAGUGUAUCACACUGUAUGUACAGGGUGGCGCCUCUCAUAGGACGAAGAGGAGACCAACUAGUAGGUUAAUUUAAAGCAUUUCUUAAAAUUAUAUAGAGUUCUGCAGGGUGUCCCUAAUAAAAGUUACGCAUCAAA